AUGACGGGCGCCGCUCCUAUCGACAUCGCCACUCGCAACUCGACCUCGGUCUCACCACCGGGGCAGCAGGCAUCGAAUCUCACCUCGGCACUGCAGAAAGCCGGCACGGGUGAGCGUACGGGUAGUAUAUCGCAUCAUCCAAGCGGAGGGCUCGGGGUGUUCAAGGCGCCGCCGCCUCGCAAGGACUCCAUCGGCGCUGCUACGGCACAAUGGGGGAACGGGACGAAGCCCAUUUCAAUGUCGGGGUCCAACCGCGACAAGGGUCGACGCGAAUCGCUUGCAGGUAGCCUGGUGGGCGGCAUGAGCUGGGGUGGUGUGUCUGUCGGGAGUUGGAUACGCGAUGAUAUCAUUAUGACCGGCACCUCGCCUUUUACCUUCCAGUCACCUUCCUUCCAUUCCUCGUCAUAUCUGCCGAAGCUGGAGGCCAACUUCAUGCGGGACUUUUCGUGCUGCGGUGUGACGUUACCGACGCUCCAUGACCUAUUACAGCACUACGAAGAAGCCCAUGCGACCAAGUCGCCCAACCAAGGACAUCGCCCGAGCCAGGGUGAGAACCGGGCUGCUUUGGCCGCCGCGGCGAUCGCACAGCAACAGAGCCAGCAACAUGGCAGCCAAGGGCGCAGCUUGCAGCCCGACCGAACUCUGGAUAUGCAGCGUAAAAUGGGCCAGAAUCCGUCGCCAUCCCAGCACGCGGAUCUCGACACGAUUGAUGACAUGGAGUUGGACGAGCCUAUGGGUGACGGCGAUGGCACAACCUCGCAGCUCUUCUCCCCUCAGUUACGUGAAGGUGGCCAGGGCGGAUUCGGCAACUCCAACCAGGUUUCGCAAUUAAAUCUGGGCAUGCUUCCAAGCCAUCAGGGCUUCAACACGCCCUCCCAACCUGGCACGCCGAUCGGAUCUGGACGUCCGCUCUCCCUACAGAAUAAUCCAACCGUCUCCUCCGUCAAUACCCCGACUUUAAUGGCCAACCCUCUUCAGACUUCGCAAUUUCGAAAUACCCCCGAUUCCUCGGCACCUGGAACCCCGGCGGAAAUCGACGAGAGUGUGGUGGGCGGAUUCGGCGACCUCACCAUGCAGAAUAACAUGGGUCAGAACCAGGGGCAAUUCGGACGGUUCACUGGAAAUAAUGAUAUGGUCGAUUUGUGCAUCGACGAGCCCGCUAAGCGGCUGUUCAGUCCCAGCGGAGGCAUGGGGACGCCGAACGCUCACUUCAAGCUCAGUGGAGCUCAGUAUGGCCCCAACAGCGAUAUCGCGCGCCGGAUCCGCGAACAACAGCUUCUGGCUGGCGUUCCAGAUACUACCUCAAUCCUCCCGAACGAGGAACCGAAGCCGUUCCGUUGCCCUGUCAUCGGAUGUGAGAAGGCCUACAAGAACCAGAAUGGCCUCAAAUACCACAAGGCUCAUGGUCAUAAUAAUCAACAACUACACGACAAUGCCGAUGGUACCUUCUCGAUUGUCAACCCGGAGACAUCAACCCCAUAUCCUGGUACUCUGGGUAUGGAGAAGGAGAAGCCAUACCGAUGCGAAGUAUGCGGCAAGCGAUAUAAGAACCUCAACGGGUUGAAAUAUCACAAAUCGCACUCUCCACCAUGCAACCCCGACUUCCAGCUUGCGGCCGGUCGCAACCUGAAUCUCGGCGGUGGGGUCAUGCAGGGACAGAACAUCAAUGUUGCUGGAGCUGGUCUCCCAGGAAUUGGCGAAGAAGGCCUCCUGUGA
Molecule: messenger RNA, 1716 nt
Organism: Penicillium argentinense
Lineage: Eukaryota; Fungi; Ascomycota; Eurotiomycetes; Eurotiales; Aspergillaceae
Product: zinc-coordinating transcription factor SFP1
Exons: 3
Coding region: 1-1716 (571 amino acids)
Cellular component (GO): nucleus
Source: RefSeq, a predicted model, not a curated record